Molecule: messenger RNA, 723 nt
Organism: Acaulospora morrowiae
Lineage: Eukaryota; Fungi; Glomeromycota; Glomeromycetes; Diversisporales; Acaulosporaceae
Source: the annotation of a GenBank genome assembly
AUGGCCGCAAGUUCAUUUCUCACACGUCAAUUGUCACAUAAAAAAAUACACAGUAAAAUAAUAUCGACACCAGUAAUAGUUAUUCAUAAGGAUGACAAUGGUCUCCUUGAAGAGCGGAUAGAAGAUCAAUCCGACUAUGCAUCCAACUUCACUGUAUCCACAUCGCCAUCACCGUCUCCUUCACCCAUGAUGCCACCAAUAAAGUCGUUUAAUGAUUCUAAAGAAGAAGACCUCUCUUCUGCUUCCUUGCCAAAUCUCUCUCUAGCAAGUUCUUCUUCGGAAAACUCGUCUGCUUUGAAAGCAGACUUACUUUCCACAAGACGUCUCACCGUACACGAACUUACGGUUUCUGACGGCGAACCUGCAGCCUUAAAUCAAUUAAACAUGUUGAAACAAAGUGAUCGUGAUGGAGCUACUUUUACUACGCCUGAUGAUUUGCUGCUAACUCCCCAAUUGAGUAGCACUGAAGUCUCCCAAACGACCACCGAAUCCUCUAUCUCAGUUGGCAUGACCUCAAGUAAAUAUGAAUCUGACUCGACUCCCCCUCGGUUCGUCUUCAAGAAACCGGGUCGUCGAAAAUCCUUCCUUAAGGGAAUAAAAGAACACGUGUUUUCAAAAAAGUCAAAGAGUUCCCAAAAAUCCUGGUAUUAUUCAAACAGGAACGUUAACAUUGAGAAGUAUGGUAGAUGGGGUAAGGUGCUCGGUUCUGGUGUGGGUGGCCAG